AUGCUUACUUCCAAAAAUUGUCAAGGAGAGAAAAUAGAAUACUUACAUCAAUUAAUAUUAAGAUUAGUUGGUCUAAUCUAUGCAUUUGCCUUUUCCAGUUGGUAUUAUUAAAUUCCAGCAUUGUAUUCACAAAAUGGAUUGAUGCCAAUAUCUAAAAUUGAAUGGUAUGAUCUAACUAAAAUGCCCACUCUCCUAUAAAUAGGUAAGAAUGAUUCCACUCUUACACUUAUAACCAUUUUUGGUACCCUAGUAGGAUUAUUAGCAUUUGCCUCUUCCAAAUUUAUUAAAUGGUACACCUUCUUAAUAUUGUGGGUAUUGUAUCUCUCACUCUAUACAGUUGGUUAAGAUUUUAGUCAAUUCUAAUGGGACAUAAUGCUUUUGGAAUGUGGUUUCAUUUGUAUAAUCUUCUCUCUUACACCUGUUGUAGGAAGAGAAUUAUUACGUUGGCUUGCAUUUAGACUCUACUUUUCAAGUGGAUUAGUGAAAUUAUUAAGUUAAUGUGAAACUUGGUGGAAUUUAACUGCAUUACAUCAUCAUUUUGCAUCAUAAUGUAUACCUCAUUUUCUAUCUUGGUGGGCACAUUAAAUACCAGGAGAAUUAAAAAAAUUAAUGGUAGCUGCUAAUUUCUAUGUACUUAUUUUUGGAGCUAUUUAUUUUUAUUUCCCAACAAGAUUUAUGAGAAUAUUUGGAUUCAUUUUAUAAUUUAUAAUGCAAAUUGGUAUUAUACUAACUGGAAAUUACAACUUUUUUAAUCUAUUAUCAAUUGUACUUACUUUGGUAGUAUUAGAUGAUCAUUUCAUUUAUAAAUACUUUCCUAGUCAAAUCAAAGAAUUUAUUAAUAUGCCAAAAACUAUUGAAGAAUUUGAUUUAAAAAAAAACAAUAGAAUUUACAAAUACUCUGAAAUUGUCAUUUGUCUUUAUAUGACAGGAGUACUCAUAUUCAAUUUCUUUCCUUAUGAAACUAUAAUGUAAGGAAAGAAACUUCCAUUUACUGUUUAAGAUAUUGGUAAAUACUUUCUUACAGAAGAUAAUUUCACUUACUUUUUAUUAUAUGUACUUACAUUCUUCUUUUUCUAUAUAACAUAUUUCAAUCUUUAGAAAAAUUCAGCUAAAAGUACUAUGGCUGCCAUAUUACAAACAUUAAUUAAAAUUGUUGUGUUUAUAUUUAUGUUUAGUAUGUCUAAUAUGACAUUUCAAUAAGGAAUAGGCAUCAGACAAAUUAAUAGUCCUAUUAUACCAUAACAAUAUUUAUAAUAGGUUUAACAAUAUACAUAUUCAUUUCAUUUAUUUAAUAGUUAUGGCUUAUUCAGAAAAAUGACUGGUGUAAAUGGCAGACCUGAACUUAUUUUUGAAGGUAGUGAAGAUGGUAAUAAAUGGUUAGAAUAUCAUUUCCAUUAUAAACCUGGAAAAAUUAAUGAAAUAUCACCAUUUGUUGUACCUCAUUAACCUAGAUUAGAUUGGUAAUUAUGGUUUGCAUCUUUAUAAGAACAUCCUUCAGAUCUAUAUUUAGUAAAUUAUUUAUAUUAUAAAUUAGAUUCAUUUAGUUUAUAAAAUGUUGGAUGGUUAAAAUAUAAAUGCUUUUGUUUCUAAUAAUCCAUUUUAAAAAAAACCUCCAAAAUUUAUUAGAAUUAAUAAAUAUCUAUAUUAUUUUACAAAUGUCACUGAGAUGAUACAAACUGGAAAUUUUUGGAAAAGAAUUUGGAAAUCAGUUUACUUACCUCCAAUAUCAUUGUAGGAUAGUUAAUUACAAAGUAUAAAAUAAUAAUAUGGAUUUGAAUCUGCUGUAAAUAAAUAAAAAGAAUAGAAUACUUAAUUGCCAUUGUGGACUUUGAUAAUGAGUGUGAUUAUUUAUGCAUUUUAUUGA
This is a messenger RNA of Paramecium pentaurelia, 1864 nucleotides long. The record is from the annotation of a GenBank genome assembly. NCBI's taxonomy places the organism in Eukaryota, Ciliophora, Oligohymenophorea, Peniculida, Parameciidae.